AUGUUUCAAUCUGCAGGAUAUCAUUAUGAUCGAACUGUGAUUCCAGCUGUAAUAUUUCGACUCAAUCGUUGUAAUCAAGAAGAUGUAGCCACUUUAGAUUUCUUUUUUAAUGCUCAAGGUUUAUCACCUACUUCUUCGAAUGAAACAUCGCCGAGUGAUGCCAAUGGAUUAGUACUCGAUUCUGAUGCUCUAUUUAAUAACAUAGCCUUUUCUGAACUUUGGCUAGAAUUCAAUCAAAGUGAAGUUGAUCAACAGACAUUAAAUACUUGGCAGAAUGCGACAAUAAUUGCUCCAGAUCUUCGUUCUGAUUUUGUUGCAUUAAGACAAGCAUGGCCAAAAUAUCCCUUAGAUGAAUAUCGUUAUCAUCUAGCUAAUUCAUCAGUACUCAUGAUUGCUGGUCAAUUGGAUGGUGCAACACCCCUCGAUUUCGCUUCUCAUUUAGCGUCAAUCACGGGAAAAAUACGAACAUUGUAUUCGAUUCCAUUAAGUGGACAUAUUAUUUAA
Molecule: messenger RNA, 504 nt
Organism: Rotaria sordida
Lineage: Eukaryota; Metazoa; Rotifera; Eurotatoria; Philodinida; Philodinidae
Source: the annotation of a GenBank genome assembly